AUGGCUCUCUCCAACACACUACCUUCUUGCCUUUUUCAACCUCAAAAACUCCAAUCUCUUCUCUUCUUCUUUUUGUUGCUACUUCCCCCUGUAUUGUCAAUUUCCUUUAACUUAACUAGUUUCAACGACACUUACAUUAACCGCACAGGUGAUGCAGUCAUAAACUCAUAUCGUCAAAUCGAAGUCACAAAGGAUACACUCAAGGAGAAUAUCACAGAAAGUGUUGGUCGUGCCACAUAUAAGGAACCGGUGAGGCUUUGGGAAAAUAGGACAGGGAGGCUCACAGACUUCACUACUCACUUCUCCUUUAAAAUUGAAGCUACAAGUCCUAAUGCGGAGUGGUCUGCUGAUGGGCUUGCCUUCUUCAUCACAGCAAAUGGUUCUAACGUCCCUUACAACAAGACAAAGGGCGGGGCUCUCGGACUAUUAGAUUUUGCAUUGGAUAACAGCACCCAAAAUGAAAUUGUUGCUGUUGAGUUUGACACCUUCAAAAAUGACUUUGAUCCAAGUGCUAAUCAUGUAGGAAUCGAUGUCAAUUCCGUUAAAUCGAAGGCAAAUGUCUCAUGGCCCAGAAGCAUUAUUUCGAACGGUGAAAUAGUGAAUGCAUGGGUAAGUUAUAACUCAACAACCCAAAAUCUUAGCGUGUUCCUUACUUAUGCUAUUAAUUCAGUCUCAAAGACUACUAGUCUUUUUCAUAUUGUCAACUUGAAAGAUGUUUUGCCGGAAUGGGUUAGCGUUGGUUUCUCUGCUGCAACAGGCGCGGGGACUGAGUUCCAUACAAUACUUUCUUGGUCAUUCAGUUCAACUUUAGAGGUAGAAGAUGGGAGCCGGAAAAAUAAUUUGGGAUUGGGGAUUGGUUUAGCAGUAAGUUCAGCUGUAGUGUGUUGCGCUUUAGGUGUAAUUUGGUUUAUUUUUCGGAGAAGAAGGGCCAGUAGGAACACAGAAGAUUUGGGUGAUGAUGACAAUAUGGAUAUCGAAUUUGAAAAAGGAACAGGGCCAAGAAGGUUCACAUACCGUGAACUUCUGAAUGCAACAAACAACUUUACUGAACAAGGGAAGCUUGGAGAAGGAGGAUUUGGAGGCGUUUACAAAGGUUUGUUAAGUGAAUCCAAUAUAGAAGUUGCGGUUAAGAGGGUCUCAAGAGGAUCAAAGCAGGGAAAAAAGGAGUACAUGUCAGAAGUGAAGAUCAUUAGCCGUUUGAGACACAAGAAUUUAGUUCAACUCAUUGGUUGGUGCCAUGAACAACGUGAGUUACUUCUUGUAUAUGAAUACAUGCCUAAUAAAAGCCUUGAUUCUCAUCUAUUUGGAGCAGAGAUUGUGCUAACAUGGCCAAUAAGAUACAAAAUAGCCCAGGGAUUGGCUUCUGCACUACUAUACCUUCAUGAAGGGUGGGAGCAGUGUGUGGUACAUAGAGAUAUAAAGUCUAGCAAUAUCAUGUUGGAUUCAAAUUUCAAUGCCAAACUUGGUGAUUUUGGUCUUGCAAGACUUGUAGACCCUGAAUUGGGCUCACAAACUACUGUUUUGGCAGGCACAAUGGGCUACCUAGCCCCAGAGUGUGUCACCACUGGUAGGGCUUCAAAAGAAUCUGAUGUUUAUAGUUUUGGGGUAGUUUCUCUUGAAAUUGCUUGUGGUAGAAAGCCAGUUGAGCCACAAGCAGAACCUAGCAAGGUCAGGCUAGUGGAGUGGGUGUGGGACCUUUAUGGAAAAGACCAACUUCUUGAAGCUGUUGAUAAGGGAUUAGGUAUGGAAUUUGAUAAAGAGCAAAUUGAGAGUUUGAUGGUAGUUGGAUUGUGGUGUUGCCAUCCCGAUCCCACUAUUAGACCCUCUAUAAGGCAAGUAAUACAUGUACUUAAUUUUGAAGCUCCUUUGCCCAACCUUCCAUCAAAGUUUCCAAUACCAAUAUAUUUUGGGUCUUCAAUGCACCUAUGUGAAUUCUCCAAUACGUCAACUCUUCCUACUGUGUCAGAAGAUCAAACACAAUUUUCAGGUAGUAGUUGUUCAACUAAUUCAUCUAUGUUAGCUGGCUCAAGCAAACCUCUUCUGAAUUUAGGCAAAGCUGAUGUGGAGUUAACUUCAAUUACACAUUGAUAUGUAUGAUUAUUCAAAUUUCUGUAAUAAAGUUGA
Quercus lobata is the source of this 2124-nucleotide messenger RNA. Its product is annotated as L-type lectin-domain containing receptor kinase IX.1-like. Lineage: Eukaryota; Viridiplantae; Streptophyta; Magnoliopsida; Fagales; Fagaceae. Bases 1 to 2088 code for a protein of 695 amino acids. The transcript has a single exon. Gene Ontology annotation, biological process: protein phosphorylation. The record is from RefSeq and is a predicted model, not a curated record. Gene Ontology annotation, molecular function: carbohydrate binding; ATP binding; protein kinase activity.